This is a messenger RNA of Nicrophorus vespilloides, 2604 nucleotides long. RefSeq names its product SID1 transmembrane family member 1-like. Gene Ontology annotation, cellular component: membrane. The transcript is spliced from 13 exons. The coding region runs from base 119 to 2383 and encodes 754 amino acids. NCBI's taxonomy places the organism in Eukaryota, Metazoa, Arthropoda, Insecta, Coleoptera, Silphidae. The record is from RefSeq and is a predicted model, not a curated record.
CGAGAGUGGAAGUGGGUUUUCGCAAAUAAGAGGCAAUCAUUUAUAUUAGCGCAAGUGCAGUACACGUACACAGAGUGAGUGAGAAUCGGUUUGUUUUGUUGCUGCAGUUGGAAGGAUCAUGGUAACAGUAGCCAUGCGACAGUCGAUUUGUUUGGUUGUCUUGGUGGUCGUCGGCGUCGCGACGGCGGCGAAACCCGCGGUCCGCGCCAACUUCGACGAGGUCAUCGAGGUCGACCUGGACGCGAACAGCGGGAGCGUCAACCUGAUGUACCCCGAAUCCGACACGGAAAACCCGUACAGGUUAAAUGUAUGGAGCGAUGACGCCUACACCGAUCACCCGGUCCUGGUGGUAGUAAAGCAAGAGCGUCGCGUCACUUCUUGGGAAAUCCCCCUGGUGGUGAAUCGAAGGAUUGGGCAACCCGUGGAAUACAGGAACACUUCGAGAACUUUGUGUUACGACACGCAGAAUGUCAUCAAUAGAUUCCCAUCAAGAAUCGGAGGACACCAGGUGGUUAAAAAGAACUUCACUGUAACCUUGGAGACGACCUGCACGAGUGGAGUUAAGGUGUUCAUCCAGGCCGUGGAAGUUAAACCCUUCUUCAUCACUGACGAAUUGUUUUACGAGGCAGAGUUCACGCCUAGUCAACCUGUAUUCUUCUCAUACACUUCUCCCAAGGAUCACGAUCACAUCAAGACUACUUUGAUAAAUGUAACCUCUUCAAGCAGCGAUUGUUUCCUGGUCUCCGUGCAACAGAAAAUGUGUCCCGUCUUCGAACUGAAUGAUGACAUCCGUUACCAAGGUAAAUACCAAACGAUCAAAACCAAAGGCGGAUUAAUUCUAUCGAAAAGCGGAUAUCCGGAUGGAUUCUUCCUGGUCAUCGUUGCGAAACCGGAUAACGCGGAAUGCGAUGAACGCAAGGAUGUUGAACCGUUUUCUUUGGGGAUUGUGUCUGCAGUCAGAAACACAACACGCGUGACGUUUCAGGUGAGGCCCGGGAAGACCAGCGAAGAAUAUGUUGAAGCCAUCCUUACCGUGUUCUUCGUAAUCCUCGCGGUAUGCGCCCUUUUGAUCAUGGCGAAUGUUGCCUUCUACUAUUACGGAAGAUACCGAAAGCAUGUGAUUGAAAUUACCGAGGAAGAGGACGACGAUCAUGAUACUUACAAGGGGGAUGUGGUUAGGACCUACCUGGAAUUGGGUGAGCUGAAACUGAGUCACUUCAUCAGGGCGGGUUUCAGUAGGAAUCGCGCUCGCGCUCUUAAUUACUUCUGGCACAUCUGCAACAUCGCAAUCUUCUAUGGUAUCCCAGUCAUCCAACUAAUGGUCUCAUACCAAAGAGCCGUUGAUGUCUCUGGUAAUCUUGAUAUGUGCUACCACAACUUCUAUUGCUCACAUCCGUUCUACUUCACCGACUUCAACCACAUCUUCUCGAACGUCGGUUAUGUAAUUUUCGGUAUUCUCUUUAUCGCCGUUACAUUCUUUAGGAGCCGUAAAACCAGGAACUAUCGGAAUUGCGGUGUUCCUAAACUAUAUGGCAUGUAUUAUGCCAUGGGUUUCGCUCUGAUCUGCGAAGGAUUCUUAUCCGGAUGUUAUCACAUAUGUCCAAACCAAUCUAAUUUCCAAUUUGACACCAGCUUCAUGUACAUCAUGGCUGUCUUAAUCUCCGUAAAGCUAUACCAGAAUCGUCAUCCAGACAUUAACGCCAGUGCUUAUGGAACCUUCUCCAUAGUCGGAGUUGCCGUCCUCAUAGCGAUGUUCGGCAUAUUAUACAACAGCGUUAUUGUCAUGGUGAUAUUUGUAAUAUUCUACAUAUCGCUGUGCCUGUUUCUGUCCUUCAAAAUCUAUUUCCUUGGUCACAUGAUCGCUGGCAUCAAGCGGAUGUUGAACGCCUACUCCGAGCAAAAAAGCGUGCUGAAGGCGCUGAGACCGUUGAGAUUAAGAAUUUUCGUGAAUCUCAUCAUUGUGAAUAUUAUUAACGUGGCUAUAGCUGCUGUAGGAUUCGCUACAUAUCCAGAGAGCACUAAUUUCGGGACGUUCCUGCUGGGAAUUCUUCUGCUGAAUGCAGUUCUUCAUGCUAUUUUCUAUGUCUCUAUGAAGUUGAUUUGUGGAGAGAAGAUUUGCACUGAAGCCAUCAUGUACGGAGUGCUCAGUAUAAUUAGUUGGAUCAUAGGAUGCUAUUUCUUCGUUAGCGCUGUUACCCAAUGGGCUAUGACUCCAGCACAAUCUCGAGGUUUGAACGAGGAGUGCAUUUUGCUGGAUUUCUAUGAUACCCACGACAUCUGGCAUCUGGUCAGCGCACCGGCUCUAUUCUUCUCCUUUAUGUUCUUGAUGACGCUGGACGAUGAUGUUUUCGAUAAACCGCAGGACGAAAUCCACGCCUUCUGAUUGCAAUAAGAAAAAAAAAGAUGAUGAAGAGCGAACAAAUGAACAUAUCAGAAGGAAUGAAAUAUGUGAAUGAUCCGGUGAGAUCACGAUUCCCAGAACAAAUCAAAUUCCAUCGCUGCCAAUCGAUUUAGCAGAAUUGUCGGCGAUUUUAUAUGUAGCUUUAAUAAUAAUUCUAUUUUAUACCACGAUUUUAUGUACAAAAUAAUAAAAAAAAUAUAUAA